AUGACAAAUAGACAUUUAAUUUUCUUUAACUUAAAUAAAAAGGUAACAGAUAACUCAUAUCGAUCAGAUUAAAUAUUAAAGACUUCUGUUUCUGAAUCAGAUAAAACACCUAAAGACUAAAUCAUAAAAUAAUUUGUUGAAUAAUCUAAGCAAAGAUUAUGUAAGAAGAUAUAUCAAAUUUUAUAGAAACAACAUAAUUUUUAGAGAGACGUAAUAAAUCUAAUUCAAAUGCUUUAAAAUCAAUUUUAUAAGCUUAAUAACAAUGUGAGUUUAUUAAAUUCUAAAGUCCAAAGUCUAAUAAAUAUAAUUAAACUAUAUUCUAAAAACUUCUUAAUUCUUAGGAUAAUGUAUCUAAAAGACAUCAAAUUUUAGAAAUUGAAAGAAAUUUCACAUAAUGCAUAAAUAAUGAAAAUAGAAAUGAAUUUUUAUAAAAAAUGGAAAGUUUUUUAAAAGAUCUUUUAUUUGAAGAAUUUAGAGAAUUAUCUUUCUUAUUUAGUUCAUUUGUUAAAGAAAUGUAAUUUAAUCUGGCGGAAUAAUAAACUUAAUUAGUAAUUUAAAAAAAACAAUAAGAAAAAAUGAAUUUGGAGACAAUUUCUUUAUAAAAAUAGUAAUUUUAAGAAAAGAUAAAAUAGUUAGAAUAGUUUAUAAGUUCAAAAGAUAGUAAAAUAAAUGAAAUAAAGGAAAAUAAUUAAAAAUUGGAGAAAGAUAUUACAGAUAUGAUUAGUAAGAAUAGUGCAUUAAUAUAAAAAGUAGAAUAAAGAAACAAAAUAAUUAAUAAAAAUGAUAAAAUAAUAAAAUAGCAAGAAUCAGAGAUUUAAAUAUUAAGAUAAAAGAUCUAAUUUUAUGAGAAUAAAUUACAUUAAAGUUAUGAAACAAUAUCUUAAUUAAAUCUAAUAUAGAAUAAUUAAUCAAAUAGAUAAUCAAAUAAUUAAUUAAAUCGAUAACCAACAAAUUAAUUUAAAUGUGAAUCAAUUAAAUAAUUUAAUCGAUAGUAAACUUCUUAAUUAAAUCGUCAAUAGACUUUACAAUUUACUCGACAAUAAACUAUUUAGACUAAUUCUCCAAAAAUAUAAGAUCCUGAAGACAAAAACUAUAGUCCAUUAAGUAAUUCUUAAGAUGAAAUUUUAUAAUAAGAAGAGGAACAAUUAAAUUAAUUAGAAAUUAAUUUUGAAAGAAUAAUAAAACAGGCCUAAAAAGAACAAUAGAUAGAAUUUGAUUUACUUUAAUAUUAUACAAAGGAAAUUGAAAUUUAAACAGAUUUAACUUUAAUUGAUUCUUAAUUUGAUAUAAUUUAGUAAUCUAAUAUAAAUAAUGCAGUUAAAUAUACAGAAUUUAUUGAAAAAGUGGGUAGAAAAGGAUCAGAAGAUAGUCUGAUAGAGUAAAUAAUUGAUGAUACAUAUGAUUAAUUGGAAAUUGUUUAAAAUCGUAAAGGAAUGGAAAUGAAUAAAUCUUAAUAUUCAAUGAUAAAAUCAGGAUUUUCAUAAAAUGGAUAAAAUAUCUAAUAAUAAUAAUAAUAAUAAUAAUAAUAAUAAUAAUAAUAAUAAUAAUAAUAAUAAUAAUAAUAAAUACCUAUUUUAACUAGAUGUGAUUCAAAUAUUAUAAAUAAUUAAUUACUUUUAAAGAAGGACUCUAAAUCAAAGUAAGUUUUAACUUUUAUUUCAUUUUUGAAGGCUCGACUAUAAUAGUAAGAAUAGGAUUUACAUUAAUUUAGUGAUUAGAUCUUUUAAUUUGAAUAAAAUGCAUUGAAUUCAAAUUAACAAAUAGAUGAAUUAUAAAAAGAAAAUGAACGUUUGUAAAUUUAAUUAGCACAAUUAAAUACAAAAAUUUAAUUAUCUCAAUUAUCUCAAUAAUCUCAAAGCUUAUCAGAAUUUAAAUAAUAAGAAGAUGAUGUACAUUAAUCAUAAGAAUCAGUUGUUAUUAAUGGUCAAAAACGAUUAUCUGUUUUAGUAAAGUAAGGAACUUUUAAAGAUACAAAAAAAUAGAGAAAGGCCCCAUAAUUAGGUUAAAAAGUUGUAAUUUCUUAUGAUUUUUAAAAAGAUCAAUCAAAAAAUAUUAUAGAAAAAUUAAAAAAUAAAUAGAUGUAAAAGUUUAACAAUUAUAUGCCAGUUAAAUUAGUAUUAAAAUAUAUAACAACUUUGUAUAAUGAAAAAUUAUAGAAUUAGAAGGAGUAAAAAUAAGUGAAAGAUUAGGAUAUGGGUUCAUAUAUAUAUAAUUAUUAUUUAUAAUAAUUUGGAUUUACCAAAGUAACAGAAUAAAAAUUUUAAGUUUUAGUAUUAUCAGUUAAAAAGAAUAUAAAGAUAGUAAGAAUAAAUAUAUUUGCUAAAUUUAUGGGUCUUUUGGAACAGAAUGUAAAUUAUACAGUAGAAGAAUAAUAGAAAUAUUUGGAGGCUUGGGAUUUUAUGAAUAGUUAAUAGAAUUUAGGAUAAAGUCUGAAAGAUAAUGAAUCUGAGAUGAAGAUGUAUGUACCUUUUGUAAGAGCUUUGUCAUAUAUUGGUUAAUUAAUGUUCAGUCCAUAAAAUGAUGAAUUAAUUUAAUUAAAGCAUGAUAUAGAAUAAUUGAAGGAAAAUGAUCCAAAAAAUGUUAAUAAGUAAGGUAUUAUAGAUUUUGAUUUAAUGAUGAUAAAAGUAUUACAAGUAUUUAGAAAUACUGUUGAAAAAACUAAACUAUAUGUUAUUAAUGCCUUUGCAGCAAGUGAUUUAGAUGGAAAUGGAAUGUGUAAUUUGGAAGAAUUUUUAAUUUUAAAUAAAUAUAUAGAACCUGAUAAGUAUGAUGAGGAUAAAUGGAUAGAUAUAUUUGAAGAUAAUGCAGAUAUACUAACUGACGAGGAAAGAGCAUUAUCUUUUGAAAGAUUUUCCAUUUUAUGCAUGGAAUACAAUUUAUUUAGUGAUCAAGCAUAAAAUAAAUUUUUAUAAAUUAAAAGUUAAAAUUAAUUCAUUAUAUUUAGAUAAUAGCGAUUGUUAAAUCAAAUUUGGAUAACUUAGAGAUUAAUGGUCAAAAGAUUACGUUCAUUUCAAUUAGAGAUUGUAGAAUGCUUAAAUUGAUGAACAUUAUAAGGAAUAAUGGCAGAAAAUUUUGGAAGUCUUGAACUAAAAAAUUUUGGAAGACCCUGAAGAAAAGAAACCUCUUUUAAUUGCUUACAAAAUCUUUCUAAAUGAAAGUAAGGUAAAUAAGGCAUCAUGA
Molecule: messenger RNA, 3180 nt
Organism: Paramecium sonneborni
Lineage: Eukaryota; Ciliophora; Oligohymenophorea; Peniculida; Parameciidae
Source: the annotation of a GenBank genome assembly